CCUGUUAUUUUCCCUGUUCUUUUCCCUGUUUUCCCUAUUGUUAUCCCAGUUUUCCUUGUUUUUUCCCUGUUGUUAUCUCUGUUGUUAUCCCUGUUUACCCUGUUGUUAUCCUGGUUUUCCCUGUUGUUUUCCUUGUUCUUUUCUCUGUUCUUUUCCCUAUUUUCCCUGUUGUUAUCCCAGUUUUCCCUGUUUUCCCAGGUGACCUCCUGAUCCUGCUGGCCCAGGCCAUCGUGUCCAUCCAGAUGGUGCUGGAGGAGAAAUUCAUCUUCAGCCACGACGUGCACCCGCUGCGCGCCGUGGGCACCGAAGGUCUUUUCGGCUUCUCCAUCCUGGCGCUGCUGCUGGUGCCGCUGUCCUUCAUCCCGGCGGGGCGGCUCUCGGGGAACCCCCGCGGCGUCCUGGAG
Molecule: messenger RNA, 404 nt
Organism: Zonotrichia albicollis (white-throated sparrow)
Lineage: Eukaryota; Metazoa; Chordata; Aves; Passeriformes; Passerellidae
Source: RefSeq, a predicted model, not a curated record